Molecule: messenger RNA, 1439 nt
Organism: Zea mays
Lineage: Eukaryota; Viridiplantae; Streptophyta; Magnoliopsida; Poales; Poaceae
Product: protein ALP1-like
Exons: 2
Coding region: 87-1358 (423 amino acids)
Source: RefSeq, a predicted model, not a curated record
UUUCCUCUCCCCUAUAUAUAUUCAAUGAACCUCUACCAUAUUCUUCACCCAUAGUACUCAGUGAAUCAAGUUAUCGAAAGUUCGUUAUGUCUCCUAGCCAUACGGAAGAUGAGUUUGCUUCGAGUGAUUCGAGUGAUAGUGAGGAUGAAACUCUUUUGCUUGUCAACCUACUAACCCUAAACAUUGCGGCGCAGCACCUUCACCGCCGACGGUCCGGUCUACCCCGCCGUGUCAUUCACAGAGAUCAUUUCGCUGGAGAAAACCUCAUCCAACAUCACUACUUCGCCGCUAACCCAGUGUAUCCACCGCAUGUGUUUCGUAGAAGGUUCCGCAUGAGUAGGCCUUUGUUUCUCCGCAUUCUGCAAGGUCUUCAACAACACGAUAUUUACUUUACACAAAGAGUUGACGCAACUGGUAUGCCCGGACUAGGACCAUUACAAAAAGUAUGUGCGGCCAUGCGGAUACUUGCUUAUGGCUUACCUUCAGAUGCGGUAGACGAGUAUAUUCAAAUUGGGGAAUCAACGGCUAGGGAAUGCCUUCAUCAUUUUUGUCGCGCAAUCAUUGAUUGUUUUAGUGCUUGGUAUUUACGCACUCCAACUCAAGAUGACAUUAAUCGCAUCAUGCAUAAUAGUGAGUCGCGGGGUUUUCCUGGCAUGUUGGGAUCCAUCGAUUGCAUGCACUGGGAGUGGAGGAACUGUCCAACGGCAUGGCGAGGUCAAUUUUGUGGUAGAAAUGGUAGGGCAUCCAUGAUACUUGAAGCUGUUGCAACGUAUGAUCUAUGGAUUUGGCAUGCAUUUUUUGGCAUGCCUGGGACAAACAAUGACGUGAACGUGCUCCACCGUUCCCCCGUCUUUGACCCAAUCACUACUGGUCGAAUGCCCCCUGUCAAUUACACAGUUAAUGGUAAUGCGUACAACUUCGGUUAUUACCUCGCUGAUGGUAUUUACCCAAACUGGCCUACUUUUGUGAAAGCAAUCCGACACCCAUACGAGGAAAAGAAAGUCUACUUCACUCAGAUGCAGGAAAGUUGCCGAAAGGAUAUUGAGCGUGCUUUUGGAGUACUUCAAGCCCGGUGGGCGGUGCUCCGUGGACCAGCUUAUGGUUGGGAUCGUAAUCGUUUGACAGAGAUAAUGACGGCUUGCAUCAUCAUGCAUAACAUGAUCGUUGAAGACGAAGGCCCAUUUGCUGCAAACAUUGAUUUCGGAGACAACUCUUCAAGGAUUGAAUCAUCUCAAAUAAUAGCGGAAGGACGUGCCGAAUGGGUUAUUAACCACUUCGAUCUACGUCGCCAAGAUAGAUCGUGCUCCCUUCAAAAUGAUCUUGUCGAGCACUUAUGGAGUCGCCGUGGAAUUUUGUAAUACUAGAGUGUCGUAGUAGCUGAGUUCGUACUUACUAUCACUACUUGUUAUGUGUUCUCGUCUAAGUUUGUAUUCGAAUAA